This is a messenger RNA of Tarenaya hassleriana, 1731 nucleotides long. RefSeq names its product UPF0496 protein At5g66675-like. The transcript is spliced from 3 exons. Lineage: Eukaryota; Viridiplantae; Streptophyta; Magnoliopsida; Brassicales; Cleomaceae. The record is from RefSeq and is a predicted model, not a curated record. Bases 29 to 1564 code for a protein of 511 amino acids.
UGGCGUAUGCAAAUACGUCAAGGUCCCAAUGGUCAAAUCUUGCACAAAACACACUCAGUUAGGUCAACGUUGCAAUGUGGCUGCAUCAGUCACAGAAGUUACUCCGAUGCUUCCUUGCCUCUCUUCACCUUCCUCCCAUCUUCCACUUGUCCAUUCCCAAACUCGUCUUCCCUUGUAUCUGAUCCCAGUUCAGGUACUUUGUUCUCUUUUCUCUUUUCUGUUUUGGUUUUGGAUCAGAUUUUGUUCAGAUCAGGCGCAAUCCCAGCAGCAGGUUCUUCUGAAAUCUCUGGGUUUUGCUCAAACAUCGUCUGCAGGUCAGUCUUUUGGGAAUUGUCUGAUGUUCCCGGGAUUCUUAUCCAAAUCCAAAACUAUGGAAGACAAAUCCAUUUACAGCAGCAACAGAAUCAACACGUCACCCAUCAAACCGAUCCGUACCGACAUGGGUUCCAUCUACUCAGCCGAUCUGAGUUCUUACAAGUCAGCGUGUAGACAAGACCCCGACUUGAGAUCCUUCGACUCAUCGCUUCACCUACGCACAAACCGAGUCAUCAGCUCGAUCGCCUCCCGGGCCGAAUCCCAGUCUCUGUCCUUCGACUCGCUCAUAGACGUCUCCGGAUGUCUUCUUGAAAUGAACCAAGAGGUCGUCAGGUUCAUCAUUGAAAGCAGAGAAGACGUGUGGGAAAACAAGGAGCUGUCAUCUUUGGUGAAUGCUUACUUCGACAGUACGAUAAAGACCCUAGAUUUCUGCAACGCUGUGGAGAAUUGCGUAAGAAGAGCGAGGGUAAGCCAGAUGAUUAUUCAGUUCGCUGUGAAGCAGUUCGAGAUGGAAUCACUAGACGUUGAUAGAGGAAACAACAAGUACUCCAAAACGUUGGAAGAGCUCAACAAGUUUAAAGCGGCGGGUGAUCCGUUUGAUGAAGAUUUCUUUACCCUGUUCGAAUCUGUCUACGAACAGCAGAUUCUGCUUCUGGAUCAACUUCAUAAGCAAAAGAGGAAGCUUGAUAAGAAGAUGAAGAACAUAAAAACGUGGAGAAAAGUGUCGAACGUUGUUUUCAUGACAGCCUUUGUCUCUGUCCUGAUCUUCUCGGUGGUUGCAGCCGCUGUGGCUGCACCGCCUGUUGUGACUGCAGUGGCCGCUGCAUUGGCUGUUCCCAUUGGCUCAGUGGGUAAGUGGUGUAACUAUCUGUGGAAGAAGUACGAGAGCUCUGUUAAAGGGCAGAAAGACAUCGUCCUGUCGAUCAAGAUUGGGGCCUUUGUCACCAUAAAGGACAUGGACAACAUACGGAUACACGUGGACAAGUUGAAGAUAGAGAUGGAGUCCAUGUUGCAGAAAGUGGACUUUGCCCUCAAGGAGGAAGAAGAUGUAGCUGUAAGGCUUGCGAUCCACGAGAUUGGCCGGAAGUUAGACGCUUUUGCAGAGAAAAUAGAGGAAGUGGGCGAAAAUGCAGCAAGGUGUAGCAAAGAUAUCACAUUGGCCAGAACCAUUGUUCUAAGGCAUAUCCUCAGCUUCCCCUCCAGUUCAAGCUUAGAACAAGGGAACUGGAUUGAGGAGGUGACAUUGUGAAGGAUUGUAAAAUGUUCUUUGCGAGGAGGUUACUUCUUACUCGAUGCUUAUAUAUUCACAAUAGUUUUUUGCAGAGAUCUCAAUGUGUUCAAUUAUGUAACCAGUGCUGUACAAUUUGUAUUGUCAGUGAUAAUUCUUAAAAUGGAAAUAAAACCAAAUUACGAAUC